CUCUUACCUUGGGCGUCUAUGGCGGAGCCGGCAGACCCGCCCAAUGGCUGUGGCAAUGAGGAGCUACAGAUCAGCCAGGCCUACAUGGAAAGGAAGUUGCAGAUGCUCCGCCAAUUGGUGGCCCAACCCAUCCCCGCAGAUGCCUGCGACACCUGCCCUUCACAGGUGGGUGAAGGCCUAUUUGUGGGCAACAAGAAGCAUGCCAAGGACGUCGAAACUUUGGUGAGCUUAGGAGUGACAGGCGCCUUAAACUGCGCUCCCACUGGCAUCAGUUCGUUGAACCUGGACGUGUACACAGAAAAUGGUAUCACCUAUGGCUUCACGAAUGUCAGCCAGGACAACUACGGCUACCCCAUUCUGCACGAUCGGAGUGGCGUUCGCUCAGAACAUCUGGAGACCGCCAAGACUUUCUACGAUCGCAUCCGCCAAACAGGCGGAAAGGUCUUCUUCUUCUGCGUGGCCGGGCAAAAUCGCUCGGCCACCCUGGCCAUCGCGGUGCAGAUUCUGCAGGGAAAAGCCCUGCAGGAGGUGCUGACACUUGCGGCGAAGGUUCGGCCGUGGAUUUUGGAAAACGUGGGAUUUCAACGUCAACUGGUGGAACUGGAAGCGCUGGAGGAGAGCUACAGGAGGCAGGGCACGCACCCCUCGAUGCCCCUGGGCGACUUGCCACCCGAGGUGAAGCGGCGUAGGUUGAAGGUGGAAUGCAUCGACAGCGACCAUGUGGAGGUGGAGUUGUUGGUUUCGGGGGUAUGCACCAUGGCUGCUGUGAUCCCGGUUGAAGCCACCAUCGACACUGUGCGAAAGGUCUUGCUGGAACGGGUCAAUGCAUACCUUCGCUACGAAAGGCAAUGUGAAGUUGGAAAGUCCUGGUUGCUGUUCACCAUGUUCGCCCUUCCGGUGGAGUUUGAUCUGGUCUUGGAAGAGGCAGCUGUAGAGGUAAAGGUACAGAUAGCUCGCCUUCAGAGUACCUUCGGUUUGCACAUCGUGAAGUGCCCAGACAUCUCAGAAGCAGGACCCAACACAGCCCUGCGGUGGAACGACCGGUGCAGAUUCGAGGUGUGCAUUUUUUCGGUGCUGAAAGAUUCAGUACACGAGCCGUUCACCUUCCGUCAUCAGGAGAGGCCCGGAGCACCUGGAACAUUGCUGGCAGAGAACUUUUUGGACACCAACCUGAGGGCCUGGGAUUUCACUUCAGGUGAGGCGUUUCGCUCCAUUGAGCCCAUCAUCUUUAGCUUCUCGGACGACCCGCGCAGCAAGAGAGACUUCAUGAACAUCUCCACCAGCAAAACGGAGCGGCAGCAAUUCAACCAUCCCGGUGAGGGCGGAAUCCUCGGAAUGGGUGCUAACGCCAUCGUGCACCGAGUUGAACUGGAGGCAGUGGAGAAGGAGCCGCAGGUGGUCGACGGGAAUCUGAAAAAAUUGCGCAGACUUAGCUCGGACCACAACAUCGAACGUCGCUGGGACGCUGCUGUGAAGCGCCCGUUCGGUUUGUGGAAGAUGUUGGCAUCCAUGGAGCAUAAGAGCGAAGCAGGUGUGGCAAAGCGGCUACGAAUGGCUGGUGCCCUCAACAAGCAGGGGAGAUUGCUGGACUUCUAUGGCUUAGGCAUCGCUUUGGCAUCCAACAACAACAACCACGACGAGUACAAAUUUGAGGUGACACUGCUCUCGCAGUAUCAGGAAGACUUCUCGUCCUACACAUUGAAACAGUUCAUGGACGACUAUACCAAGGUCCUUGCACAUGGAAACCUGAGUCCCCAGGAGCACUGGCGCAUCAAAGAUCUGCAGUCCAAGUUCUCUUUGAUUAAGGUGAAAGUCUUGUUGGUGAGUCUUUUGAAUGGUUUUCGCGAUCUGACCCUGAUGGGGGUGCAGGCCUUUGAUUUCAACCACAUGAACAACGUGCUGAUCUCCAGGGACUGCCGAAAAGCGCGGCUGAUCGACAUCGAUGGGAACAGCAAGGGAUCCAUUCAGUACCCCUCGGAAUACAUCCAAGGAAGUGGUGAGGAGGAUCUCUUCAAGCCAGCCUUGGACGUGGAUCUCUCGCUGGUUUUGCCAGUGGUGGUGCAACAUCUGAUCUGCGGCAAAGGUCGUGGAACGCACUUUGUGACCGAGCUCAUUAGCAAAGUGAGGCGCGCCAAGAACGACGACGAGGCCAAAGACUUGCUUCGUUGCAUCGUUCAGGAGGAUUUCUUCCGGCAUCAUGAUGGAGAUGACGUGGAAAAGACGGAGAAACAUCUGUCCAAAGUCGUAGAAUGGUUUUACGCCUUGCUGAUGAAACGCAGUCCUUGGUCGACCUGGACAAAUGAUAUCUACGAUGCCAUGCGUUGCAUCGAUCAUUUGCCCAUCAGUUAAAAA
Cladocopium goreaui is the source of this 2352-nucleotide messenger RNA. The record is from the annotation of a GenBank genome assembly. Lineage: Eukaryota; Dinophyceae; Suessiales; Symbiodiniaceae.